This is a messenger RNA of Brassica rapa (field mustard), 1714 nucleotides long. Its product is annotated as cyclin-D4-1. Lineage: Eukaryota; Viridiplantae; Streptophyta; Magnoliopsida; Brassicales; Brassicaceae. The record is from RefSeq and is a predicted model, not a curated record.
ACCUUAAAUUUUUAGAUCUAAAUUAAAUAAAUAAAAAUUAAGAACAAUCGACCAAUCAAAUUAUAACAAUUAAAUUGAAACUUCACCUAUGAGCGACACGUCACCAGAAAACACUAAAGUGACUUCUCUUUUAAUAUAUAGGGGAUAUACAAAAAUAUAAUAAAACCUAAAUUUCAAAUUCCUACAAAAAUCAUACCGCUAAUGUGAUACUAAACCAUCAGACAAGCAUUCAGUUGAUUCAUCAUCCAAAAACUAAAAUACAACAAUAGAAUCCAACCAACUAUAUUGCUUACAACAAAUUUCAAACACAUUCUCAUUAAUUUUCUAAUGAGGGAAUAUUUAUUACAAUGAUAGUCAAUUCACUUUCUAUCUUUUUUAUCAAAUUUUCUAUUCUCUCAUCCUCUUCUUCCUCAAGUCUAUCAUCCCACAUUACCUACUUACCAAAAAAUACAUAUUCUUCACUUCCUCGAUAAAAAAAGCUCCUCCCUUUACUUUGUACACAUCAACCCCAAAAAAAACAAAAAUCAAAGACCCAAUCUCUAGAUGACAAUCCUUCUCCAAACUUCUUAUUAUUUUUAGACCAACAAGUACACUUUACUUUUUGAACACUUCUGUUAUAAUGGCAGAACAUCUAGAACAGAGUCUUUUGUGUACAGAGACCACCAACGUUGGCGAUGAAGACAACGGCAUGAUUGUUGACAAAGUUCUGAUUUCUCAGAUGGGUUUUCCAUUAGAGAGCCAAGAGAUUAUCAGAGAGAUGAUGGAGAAGGAGAAGCAGCAUUUGCCAAGUGAUGAUUACAUCAAGAGACUCAGAAGUGGAGAUUUGGAUUUGAAUGCCAGAAGAACAGAAGCUCUGAACUGGAUUUGGAAGGCUUGUGAAGAGCACCAGUUUGGACCAUUGUGUGUUUGCUUAUCAGUGAACUACUUGGACCGGUUCUUGUCGGUCCAUGAUCACCCUAAUAUUGACAAAGCUUGGACAAUGCAGUUGCUGGCUGUGGCUUGUUUAUCCUUGGCAGCCAAAAUUGAAGAAACUGAAGUCCCAUUGUUAAUAGAUCUUCAGGUUGGAGAUCCUCAGUUUAUGUUUGAGCCUAAAUCAAUCCAAAGAAUGGAGCUUUUGGUGUUGAACAGAUUGGAAUGGAGAUUGAGAGCGAUAACUCCAUGCUCAUACAUAAGAUAUUUCCUGAGAAAGAUGAGUAAAUGUGAUCAAGAGCCAUCCAACACAUUGAUAUCCAGAUCACUACAAGUGAUAGCCAGCAAAACCAAAGGUAUUGGCUUUUUGGAUUUUAGACCUUCUGAAGUUGCUGCUGCAGUGGCACUUUCUGUUUCUGGAGAAAUGCACACAGUUCACUUUGACAACUCUCCUCUUUUCUCACUACUUCAAAAGGAGAGAGUGAAGAAAAUUGGGGAUAUGAUAGGGAGUGAUGGCUCAGGCUUAUGUUCACAAACACCAAAUGGGGUUUUAGAAGUAUCAGCUUCUUGUUUCAGCUUUAAGACUCAUGAUUCUUCUUCUUCCUCCCAUACAACACAUCUUUCCUAAAUUUCUCUGUUCUUAUAAUCGAAUUUGUUAUUAUUAUUAUUAUUAUUAUUAUUAUUAUUAUUAUUAUUAUUAUUAUUAUGUGUGAUAAGAGGUUGAAAAAGAAAAAUAAUCAUAGCAUAAUUUCAAAUAAAAGAACAGUAUUUAUAUUCCAAUAUUUUAAUUUAUGAUAUGAAGACU